Penaeus vannamei (Pacific white shrimp) is the source of this 2298-nucleotide messenger RNA. Lineage: Eukaryota; Metazoa; Arthropoda; Malacostraca; Decapoda; Penaeidae. The record is from RefSeq and is a predicted model, not a curated record.
AUGAGAUUCGGAAGCGUUUUAGCCAAGAUCGACUCUGAGAAACAGAGGCCGACGAGGGAGAAGAGGCCGCAGCCCCCGACGGUAGUAUGUAGGCACCCCGAGGAGGCCCAAGGCAGCUCCGAGGAGGCCCAAGGAGCCCCCAGGCCCGCAGCCCCGGCCAAGCCGCAGCCCGAGGAGGCCCAGCAGCCCCGAGGAGCCAGGCCGCAGCCCCCCCAGCAGGCCCCCCGCAGCCCCGAGGAGACCCAGGCGCAGCCCCCCGAGGAGACCAGCAGGCCCCGAGGAGACCCAGCCCCGAGGAGGAAGCCGCAGCCCGAGGAGGAGCCGCAGCCCCGAGGAGGAAGCCGCAACCCCGAGGAGGAAGCGCAACCCCCGAGGAGGAAGGCCGCAGCCCGAGAGGAGGCCCGCAGCCCGAGGAGGAAGCCGCAGCCCCGAGGAGAAGCCGGAGCCCCCGAGGAGGCAAGCCCGCAGCCCCAGCCGAGGAGGAAGCCGCAGCUCCCCGAGGAGGAAGCCGAGCCGAACCGAGGAGGCCGCAACCCCCGAGGAGGAAGCGCAGCCCCCGAAGGAGGCAACCGAGCCCGAGAGGAAGAAGCCCGAGGAGGCCGCAGACCCCCGAGGAGGAAGCACCCCGAGGAGGAAGCCGCAGCACCCGAGGAGAGGCCGCAGCCCCGAGGAGGAAGCCGCCCCGAGGAGGAAGCCGCACCCCCCGAGGAGGAGAGCCGCAACCCCCGAGGAGGAAGCCCGCAAGCCCGAGGGGAAGCGCAAACACCCGAGGAGGAAGCGCAACCCGAGGAGGAAAACCCCGAGGAGGGAAGCAAGCCCCAGGCAGGAAGCCGCAACCCCCAGCCGCCCCCGAGGAGGAAGCCGCGAGAAUCCGAGGAGGAAGCGCACCCCGUCGAGGAGCCGCAACCCCGAGGAGGAAAGGCCCAAGCCCGAGGAGGAAGCCGCAACCCCCCGAGGAGGAGGAGCCCCCGGAACGCGCCCGAGGAGGAAGCCCGACCGCCCCGAGGAGGAAGCCGCACCCCGAGGAGGAGAGCCGCAGCCCCCGAGGAGAAGCGCGCCCGAAGGAGGAAGCGCAACCCCCGAGAGAAGCGCAACCCGCCGAGGAGGAAGCCGCAAGCCAGGAGCCCGAGGAGGGCCGGCAGCCCCCGAGGAGAGCCGGAGCCCCGAGGAGGAAGCCGCAGCCCGAGGAGAAGCCGCAACCCGGAGGCACCGCAACCCCCGAGGAGGGAAGCCGCAAGCCCCGAGGAGGAAGCCGCAAGCCCCGAGGGAGGAAGCCCGCAACCCCGAGGCAGGAGGAAGCCGCAGCCCGAGGAGGAGGCAACCCCCAGGAGAGCCGCAGCCCCGAGGAGGAAGCCGCAGCCGAGAGGAAGCCGAAGCCCCCGAGGAGGAAGCCCGCAAGCCGCAGCCCGAGGAGGAAGCCGCACCCCCGAGGAGGAGCAGCCCCCGCAGCCCCCGAGGAGGAAGCCGCCGCGAGGAGGAAGCCGCCCCGAGGAGGAAGCGCAACCCCCGAGGAGGAAGCCGCAGCCCCCGAGGAAGCCGCAACGGAAGCCCCGAAGGGAACCCCCGAAGCCCGAGCCCGAGAGGAGGCCGCGAGCCCCCGGGAGGAGCGCAAGCCCCCGAGGAGGAAGCGCAGCCCCGAGGAGGAAGCCCAGCCCCGAGGAGGAGCCGCAGCCCCCGAGAGGAAGAAGCCGCAACCCCGGAGGAGGAAGGCCGAGGCCGCAGCCCCCGAGGAGGAAGCCGCAAGCCCCCGAGGAGGAGCCGCAGCCCCGAGGAGAAGCCGCAGCCCCCGAGGAGGAAGCCGCAGCCCCCGAGGAGCCCCCCGAGAGAAGCCGCAGCCCCGAGGAGGAAGCCGCAGCCCCCGAGGAGGAAGCCGAGGCCACAGCCCCCGAGGAGGAGGCCCAGGCCGCAGCCCCCGAGGGUAAUACAGGGGCGGUAGCCUCCGAUGAGCGUGGUGAGGCAGCCCCCGAGGGACCCGGAGCCCCCGAGGCAGCCCCCCAGGCAAUUCACGUGGCAGCCCCCGAGGGAGGCGGGGCCGCAGCCCACUACGAGGAACAAGCCUCUGUCUCUCGAGGAAGACCCCGUGUUCUUCGGCUUUGGUUUUCCGCGCUGAAGUCUGCCUUAUCCGGAACUCCACUGCCCGAGGAACAGAGAAAAAUUUUGCAGGAGCUUUCGUCGGGAGGUAAACUCACGGCGGAAUCCCCUAAGAGGCGAGAAGGAGACCCCAGGAAGUCCCAAGAGGCGAGAAGGGAGACCCGGAAGUCCCCUAAGACGCGAGAAGGAGACCAGAAGGUCCCCUAA